CUUCCCUUGCCGAGGAAGUCCGCUCUACGCAGAGCAGCACCACUCCGGAACUAUGGUUGGUUAAAGCGGUACCAAACCUCUGUAACAGGGCAAUGUAGAUCCCCCGCUAAUAUCCCAUGGAGUCUUAGCAUCCCUUAGGAUGGAGCCAUGGUGACCAAAGUGGCACCAAACCCCGCUAAGAGUGCAAUGUAGAUGCUCUGCUAAUAUCUCAUGGAGUUUUAGUGUCCCUUAGGAUGGAGUUAUGCUUGGUUAAAGUGCAACUAGAGGCUCUGUUUACCUCAUGGAGUCUUGGGAUAGCUUAGGAUGGAAUUGUGGUGGGUUAAAGUGGUACCAAACCUCUAUAAAGGUACUGGUUGACUUCUGGAGUCUCGGGAUAGCUUAGGAUGGAGCCAUGGUGACCAAAGUGGCACCAAACCUCUAUAAGAGUUCAAUGUAGAUGCUUGCUAAUAUCUCAUGGAGUCUUAUGGUCACUUAGGAUGGAGUUAUGGUUAGUUAAAGUGGUACCAAACCUCUAUAAGAGUUCAAUGUAGAUGCUUGCUAAUAUCUCAUGGAGUCUUAUGGUCACUUAGGAUGGAGUUAUGGUUAGUUAAAGUGGUACCAAACCUCUAUAAGAGUUCAAUGUAGAUGCUUGCUAAUAUCUCAUGGAGUCUUAUGGUCACUUAGGAUGGAGUUAUGGUUAGUUAAAGUGGUACCAAACCUCUAUAAGAGUUCCAUGUAGAUGCUUGCUAAUAUCUCAUGGAGUCUUAUGGUCCCUUAGGAUGGAGUUAUGGUUAGUUAAAGUGGUACCAAACCUCUAUAAGAUACUCCAAUAAUAUCUCAGGGAGCUUCAGGAUCCAUUUGCAUUGAGCCAGUGCAAUGUAGAUGCUCCUCUAAUGUCUCAUGGAGCCUUAUGGUCCCUUAGGAUGGAGUUGUGGUUGGUUAAGGUGGUACCAAACCUCUAUAAAGGUACUGGUUGACUUGUGAAAUCUUGGGAUAGCUUAGGAUGGAGCCAUGGUGACCAAGGUGGUACCAAACCUCUAUAAGAGUGCAAUGUAGAUGUUCCGCUAAUAUCCCAUGGAGCCUUAGGGUCCCUUAGGAUGGAGCUAUGGUUGGUUAAAGUGGUACCAAACCUAUAAGAUGCUCCACUAAGAUCUCAUGGAGCCUCAGGAUCCCUUAGGAUGGAACCAUGGUGACCAAAGUGGUACCAAACCCCGCUAAGAGUGCACUGUAGAUGCUCUGCUAAUAUCUCAUGGAGUUUUAGUGUCCCUUAGGAUGGAGUUAUGGUUGGUUAAAGUGGUACCAAACCUCUGUAGAGGCUCUGUUUACCUCAUGGAGUCCUGGGAUAGCUUAGGAUGUAAUUAUGGUUGGUUAAAAUGGUACCAAACCUCUAUAAGAUGCUCCACUAUGAUCUCAUGGAGCUUCAGGAUCCAUUGGAUGGAGCCAGUGCAAUGUAGAUUCUCCACUAAUAUCUCAUGGAGUCUUAUGGUCCCUUAGGAUGGAGUUACGGUUGGUUUAAGUGGUACCAGACCUCUAUAAGAUACUCCAAUAAUAUCUCAUGGACUCUCAGGAUCCCUUAGGAUGGAGCCAUGGUGACUAAAGAGGUAUCAAACUUCUAUAAGAUGCUCCACUAAGAUCUCAUGGAGUCUUAUGGUCCCUUAGGUUGGAGUUAUGGUGAUUCAAGUGGUACCAGACCUCUAUAAGAGUGCAAUGUUGAUGCUCCGCUAAUAUCCCAUGGAGGCUUAGGGUCCCUUAGGAUGGAGUUAUGGUUGGUUAAAGUGGUACCAGACCUCUAUAAGAUGCUCCACUAAGAUCUCAUGGAGCUUCAGGAUCCAUUGGCUGGAGCCAGUGCAAUGUAGAUGCUCCGCUAAUAUCUCAUGGAGUCUUAUGGUCCCUUAGGAUGGAGUUACGGUUGGUUUAAGUGGUACCAGACCUCUAUAAGAUGCUCCACUAAGAUCUCAUGGAGCUUCAGGAUCCAUUGGAUGGAGCCAGUGCAAUGUAGAUGCUCCACUAAUAUCUCAUGGAGUCUUAUGGUCCCUUAGGAUGGAGUUACGGUUGGUUUAAGUGGUACCAGACCUCUAUAAGAUGCUCCACUAAGAUCUCAUGGAGCUUCAGGAUCCAUUUGGAUGGAGCCAGUGCAAUGUAGAUGCUCCGCUAAUAUCUCAUGGAGCCUUAGGGUCCCUUAGGAUGGAGUAAUGGUGAUUCAAGUGGUACCAAACUUCUAUAAGAUGCAGAGAAGGUGCUUUGCUAAUAUAUGAAAUCUUAGGGUCCCUUAGAAUGGAGUUAUGGUUGGUUAAGGUGGUACCAAACCUCUAUAAGAGUGCCAUGUAGAUGCCCUGGGGUCUUGUGCUGCCUUAGGAAUGGAGUUAGGUGUCUAAUGUGGUCCCAUCCUGCUCUAAGCUGGCUCCCUUCGCCCGGCAGCUUGCUUUCUCCUCCCCUCCAUCCCUCCUCCUCCUCUCUCUCUCUCUCUCUCUCGUUCUUUCUUUCUUUCCCUCCCUCCUUCCCUCCCUCCGCCUUGUGUCGUGCCUGGGCGGAGGCUGGAAGCGCCGCCUCGCCUCUCUAGUCAGGCUCAUUCCUUGCCAGACAACUGGACGAAGAAGAGGAGGAGGAGGGACCUUGGGCAUCUCCUUCUUCUUCUCCUUCUGGGCUUGUUCCUCAGGCGGCAUGGACGGAGAGGCGGCCGAGGGGGGUCUUCUGCCCUGGGGAGCCCCCAGCUUGGUGGAGAUCCGGGUGGCUGAAGCUCCUGAGAAGAGAGGAGAUGGGGAGCAGGAGGAGGAAGAGGAGGAGGAGGAAGAGCACCGCCUGUGCCCAACCCCACUGGGCAGCGGCAGCUGCAGCGAAGACGAUUCCAGCCGAAGAGGGGACGAGGGCAAGUCCAGCGGAGGUGAGAACGAUGGGGACGAGUUUGGGCACGAAUGGAGGCCUCCAGAACCAGAACUGAUCUUGAAACUGGUGGCCCAGAUUGAGUAUUACUUCUCCGACGAGAACCUAGAGAAGGACGCCUUCCUCCUGAAACACGUCCGGAGAAAUAAGAUGGGAUAUGUCAGCGUGAAGCUGCUGACUUCCUUCAAAAAGGUGAAACACUUGACCCGGGACUGGAGAACCACGUCUCAUGCCCUGAAAUAUUCUGAGAUUCUGGAGCUGAACGAAGACAGCCGAAAGGUCCGUCGCAACACCCCGGUCCCGGUCUUCCCGAGCGAAAACCUCCCGAGCAAGAUGUUGCUGGUCUACGACAUCCGCUUGGCGCCCAGUCUGCGCUCUCCGGAGGACGGGCCGGAAAACGGGCGCCUGCAGGAGAAGGUCAUGGAGCACCUCCUCAAGGCCUUUGUCGAGUUCGGCGUCAUCGCGUCCGUCCGGAUCCUCAAGCCCGGCAAGGACCUCCCUCCGGACGUCAAGCGGUUCAGCGGGCGCUACAGCCAGGUGGGGAGCCAGGAGUGCGCCAUCGUGGAGUUCGAAGAGGUGGAGGCCGCCGUCCGAGCCCACGAGUCCAUGUGCGUUGUGGACGACGACGACGACGACGCGGCCAUGAAGGUCCUCCUCAUCGGGAUGAAGCCCCCCAAGAAGAAGGUCCCCAAAGACCGGGCCCUUCACAAAACCCGCUCGAUGAACAAGCGAGUGGAGGAACUCCAGUUCGUCGGCGGAGACGAGUCUUCGGCCAACAGCUCCUCCGAGACGGAGAGCAACCCGACCUCUCCGAUGUCCGGGCGGAGGUGGAACGCUCCCAACAAACUCAGCCCGGUGGCCUAUCCGAACCACCACCUCAGCCCCAAUAUGUCCCCGAGGUCGAGCCCCCGAAGCAGUCCGUGCUCCCUCCGGAAGGGGUCCCGGAUGUCUCCACUGAGCGUCAGCCCAAGUCCUGAGAUGGUCAGGAAGAGCGCCGACUAUUCCUCGGACAGCAGCCUCACUCCGUCCAGCAGCCCGUGGGUCCAGCGGCGCCGGCAAGCGCAGACUCUGACGCAGGAGAAGAGCCCCGUCGGGAGCCCCGCGCACAGCCCCAAAAGCCAGAACGUGGUGGGGUUGCCCGUCGGGGUGUUGCGCUUGCCCAAGGGUCCCGACGGCACCAAAGGAUUCCACGGCGAAAGGAUCCAUCAGCCCACCAAGGAGGAAUGAGCCUUGUUUCGGGAGAUUCCCACACGACGCUGACAAAGCAUUGCUAUCCCGCUUUGUAAUGGGAUUUGUAGUUAAUGAGACCCAAGACCAGGAACUGUGUAUUCAUACUAGUCAUACUGGUAUCCAGAUUUUCUUCAUUUUCAUGAUUUCCUCCUUUCUGUUGGAAUUCCCCACAUGCUUGUGGAUUUCAAUGGCUUCUCUGUGUCGCCUGACAUGGUGGUUGUGAGCGUGGUCCAGCCCUUCUGUGUUCUCCAAUAAUAUUUUGUGUCCAGGUUGGGCCAUCAAGUGCUCUGCUGUGGCCGACUUCUCUGGUUGAGUUAAUCGGCAAUGCCUUUCACAUCCCUUGAUUUGUGUUUGUGCUCUAAAAUCAGGACAUUAAAUAAAGAACAACACUCAGAAAACAGGGGAAUUCCAGGCAUGAAACAAUCAGGGCCAGCUAACACCUCCCAACAAAGGAUUCCCCCAGGCAGAAGGCAGCAGGCUUCGAAGCUGCAAGGUUGUUCAAUGCUAAUCAAGAUGAUUAAUUGCAACAUCCAUACAUACAAGUUCUUUCUCCCACCCUGGACAUUAUUCCACAGAUAUAUAAACCCCACUUGCCUAGUUUCCAACAGACCCCACAACUUCUGAGGAUACCUGCCAUAGAUGUGGGUGAAACAUCAGGAGAAAAUGCUUCUCGAACAUGGCCAGACAGCCCGGAAAACUCACAGCAACCCAUGUUGAUAUAUGAGUGAAAUCCAUGAAUACUUAAAUCCGCAAAAGUCAAAAUCAUAAAUGUGGAGAGUCCACUGUAUUUCCAUUUUUUGAAAAGCCUUUGUACUUAUGUGGCUUUGUAUGUUAAUGUAUCUGUUGUCUUUACACGUUGUAUUGUUGUUUUUUUAAAAACCUCAUGACAUUUUAUUUUUUAAUGCCAAGGAUAACCAAUCCAACAUUUAUUGACUUUGUUUGCCGAGCUCUUUUCGAUGUACAUACGAGGUGCAAAUAUAUGUAGUAGGUGCAAUUGUUCGCUAAAUAUUAUUUCGGGUCUCUCUCUUUUUUUUUUCAGGGUGCAGGGAUAUAGUUUGGAAACAGACAUGAGUUUCCGGAAUAAAUAUUUUUUUGAUAUCUAUGUUGGAAAGGCAUUUCCCAGCCUGUAAUAGGACUGAAAAGUGUAUUUUUGCUGGUAUGAAUAAAUAACAUAAACAUGUCAAAA
Messenger RNA from Anolis carolinensis (green anole), 5275 nucleotides. It is a transcript of the gene larp6, whose product is annotated as La ribonucleoprotein 6, translational regulator. Bases 2641 to 4086 code for a protein of 481 amino acids. Gene Ontology annotation, cellular component: nucleus. Gene Ontology annotation, biological process: RNA processing. Gene Ontology annotation, molecular function: mRNA binding. The transcript has 3 exons. The record is from RefSeq and is a predicted model, not a curated record. NCBI's taxonomy places the organism in Eukaryota, Metazoa, Chordata, Lepidosauria, Squamata, Anolidae.